This is a messenger RNA of Spodoptera littoralis (African cotton leafworm), 3486 nucleotides long. Lineage: Eukaryota; Metazoa; Arthropoda; Insecta; Lepidoptera; Noctuidae. The record is from the annotation of a GenBank genome assembly.
AUGUCGGCUGGCAGCGGUGGUGGCGGUGGCGGCGACGCGCGGCGGCCGUCCACCUGCCGCGUGGAGCUGGGCGCGCUGCUGGCGCCGGAGCCGCGCCCGCUGGACAACAAGGUCAAGCGGCACAGUAUCCAUGGAAUGACGGAGGAGGAAAAUGUGGUGCGGCCGCACCAGGAGAUGGCGGUGCUGUCGCUGGAGGAGAAGAAAUAUCUGCUGGGCGUGGAGCGUGGCGACGUGGCGGGCACGCGGCGAGUGCUGCAGCGGGCACGCGACACCGGCCACAUCAACGUCGACUGCGUCGAGCCACUCGGCCGCAGCGCGCUGCUCAUGGCCAUCGACAACGAGAACCUCGAGAUGGUGGAGCUGCUGCUGGAGUUUGGCGUGGAGACGCGCGAUGCGCUGUUGCAUGCUAUCUCCGAGGAGUUCGUCGAGGCUGUAGAGGCGCUGCUCGACCAUGAGGAGCGCACACGGAAGCCUGGCGAGCCUAAUAGUUGGGAGGCGCUACCGCCGGAGACGGCGACGUUCACGGCGGACAUCACGCCGCUGAUACUGGCGGCGCACCGCGACAGUUACGAGAUCAUCAAGCUGCUGCUGGACCGCGGCGCGGCGCUGCCGGUCCCGCACGACGUGCGCUGUGGUUGCGACGAGUGCGUGCGCUCGCGCCGCGAGGACUCGCUGCGCCACUCGCGUUCGCGCAUCAACGCGUACCGUGCGCUCGCCUCUCCUUCACUUAUCGCGCUCUCUUCCAAGGACCCCAUAUUGACAGCAUUCGAGCUGUCGUGGGAGCUGCGGCGGCUUUCGGCGCUCGAGCAUGAGUUUAAGACUGAGUAUCAGGAGCUGCGCACGCAGUGUCAGGAGUUCGCUACGGCGCUGCUGGACCACACGCGCACCUCGCAUGAACUGCAAGUGUUGCUCAACCACGAGACGGGUUCGCCACAAGUACCGCUGCCAGAGCCAGGCGCGCCGGAGAGAAUGCGCCUCUCUAGACUUAAACUUGCGAUAAAACUAAGGCAAAAAAAGUUCGUGGCGCACCCAAACGUGCAGCAGCUGCUGGCGUCCAUCUGGUACGAGAGUGUGCCGGGGUUCCGGCGCAAGAACAUGCUGCUGCAGGCGGCUGAGAUGGUGCGCAUCGGUGCCAUGUUCCCGCUGUACUCGCUCGCGUACAUCGUGGCGCCACACUCCUCCGCCGGCCGCACGCUGCGGAAGCCCUUCAUCAAAUUCCUGUGCCACUCCGCGAGCUACUUCAUGUUCCUAUUUCUACUGAUACUGGCAUCGCAGCGUAUCGAGACUGCGGCAGGAGGAUUGCUAUGGGGCGCAGCGCCACAUGGCGAGCCCCUGUCGCGGCGCGGUGCUCCGCCCUCACUCGUCGAAUGGCUUAUCCUUGCGUGGGUUAGCGGUUUGAUAUGGAGCGAGGUGAAGCAACUGUGGGACAUGGGACUCCGGGAGUACGUGCACGACAUGUGGAACGUGAUCGAUUUUGUAACAAACUCAUUGUACGUCGCCACGGUCGCGCUACGGAUCGUUUCACACUUUCAGGUGCGGCGGGAGAUGGCAGCCGGCAUGCAGUGGAACCAGCCGCGUGAGCAGUGGGACGCCUGGGACCCGAUGUUGCUGUCCGAGGGCCUGUUCUCCGCAGCCAACAUAUUUAGCAGCCUCAAGCUGGUGUACAUCUUCAGCGUGAACCCUCACCUGGGCCCGCUGCAAGUGUCGCUCAGUCGGAUGGUGCUCGACAUUCUCAAGUUCUUCGUCCUGGACAUAUUGGUGAUCUUUGCAUUUUCAUGCGGUCUGAACCAGCUCCUGUGGUACUACGCGGACAUGGAGAAGAAGCGCUGCACGACCGGCAGCAACUCGCUCACCGCCAACGGCACCUUCCCAGACCCUGACGCCUGCAUCGUGUGGCGUCGGUUCGCCAAUUUGUUCGAGACGAUGCAAACACUAUUUUGGGCAGCGUUCGGAUUGGUUGACUUGGACUCGUUCGAACUGGACGGCAUCAAGAUCUUUACGCGGUUCUGGGGUAUGCUCAUGUUCGGCACGUACGCCGUGAUCAACGUCAUCGUGCUACUCAACCUGCUCAUCGCCAUGAUGAACCACUCCUACCAACUUAUUUCUGAGCGGGCGGACGUGGAGUGGAAGUUCGCGCGCAGCAAGCUGUGGAUCAGCUACUUCGAGGAGGGGGGCACGGCGCCGCCGCCCUUCAACGUGCUGCCGUCGCCCAAGUCCGCGCUGUACGCCUGGCGCUGGCUGCAGCGCCGUCUGUGCGGCCACGCGCGCGCCAAGCGCGAGCACAUGCGCACCAUACGGAGAAAAGCUAAACAAGCAAAUGAGCGGGAUUACCGUUAUCAGGGUAUAAUGCGCAACCUGGUGAGGCGCUACGUGACGGUGCAGCAGCGGCGCGCCGAGAGCGGCGGCGUGACGGAGGACGACGUCAACGAGAUCAAGCAGGACGUCAGCGCCUUCCGCUGCGAGCUCGUCGAGAUCCUGCGCAACUCCGGCAUGAACACCUCCACCGUUAACGCCGGAGCUCCAGGCGGCGGAGGCGGUAAGAAGAACCGGCAAAAGGAGCGCAGACUCAUGAAAGGGUUUAACAUCGCUCCGGGCGGGUCGCUGGCACCCGUGGACGAGUUCCUGGCCUCGCUGCAUCAUGAGCACGGCGGUUCGCACGGCGCGGCGCACCACGCCUCGCUGACAGCGCUGCUGGGCACUAGGCUGCGCGCUAGCCAGUCCAGCCUGUCGGACGGUGCCAGUGCCGCUGGGCUGGCAGCCGCGCGCCGCAAGCCCGCCUCGCACAAGCGUCGCUGGGGCACUAUCAUCGAGGCCGCUCGUGCUGCGCGUGUGUCGCGGCUCAUUGGCCGCUCUAGGUCUGAAGAUUCUGUCUGCGAUCAUGCGCGACAAACACCCAGUGGCAGUGACCGCUCCGACUCGGGCAGCGACUCACAGCGCAGUCCAGAGCGCACUACUCGCAGCGGGCCGCUGCACCCGCUGUCCGCACUCGCAGCACUCAAACGCAAGCGUAAGAAGUUUUCGGACUCGCGGCGAGCGGGGGCGGAAGCGCGCACUGCAGCCGGGCCAGAGGCACUGCAGCGCGCCAGCUCGGUGCCAGCGCGGCCGCCACCCUUAGCAGGCCCGCUACCGCGCCCGCCGCCGCCACCGGCCUCCGUAUCACCCUCCACCACGGCCGAGAGCGUGGCGGGCCGCGGCGGCAGUCGGGAGCCGCUCCUGGCCAGCUUGGAUGACGACGCACAUAAGGUGGGGCGCUCACUCUAUGAGCUUGCUCGGAUUCGAGCUACGGCGGAUGGUGCUGAGUCGCGUGUCGACGAUUCUCAGGAGGCGUGUGGGCGCUGCGGGUACGAGGCGAGCGAGGUGGCUGGCGAAGCGCCGCCGACGGACGACGAGGGCGCGCCGUGCGGGCGCUGCGCGGCGCUGGCGCGGCUGGCGGGCGUCACCCCGCUGCACGGCCACGCGCCGCACCACUCGGCCGGCUGGCUCUAG